AGCAGGCUCUGGCUCCCUGGAUUGAUUUCGUUUUUGUUGACUUCCUGUUUGGAAGUGUUCAAAUGAAAUACGAGAACAUAAGACUCUUACUAACUAGUAAUGUUACCCUGAAAGAUGUCGCUAUCUCUCCUGGAAAAGCAUUUCUCGUCUUUGGCCUGGUUGGUAGUGAGGCGUUCCUUCCCUCAGAAAAUCCUCUCUUCCACCUCUUCAUGCUGUCGGUAGGAACCAGCCUACAAGCUUGAACCUGACCAAGGGGUGAUGAGGAUGAAAAUUAAAGAGACACAGAAACAGAUUAAAAUCUGGGGACCAGGGGGUUCAUGUCUCCCUUUGACAUAGACCCCCAAAUGACUCGUGCAUCUGGGCUUUAGUCAUUCAUAUGUGAGUGCAAGCAAUUAGAGUCCCACAGGAUCCACCUGUCUCCCACCCUCCACAGUACUUCUCCAGCUAGUGCAUACUCAACUAUCUCAGCUUUCAAAAGAGUUUGAGCAUGACUUCCCCAACCACAAAAGCAUUUACUAUCACAGUUCCCAAGGACCUGUAUGUUGUAGAAUAUGGCAGCAACGUAACAAUUGAAUGCAACUUCCAAGUAGAAAAUCAACUGGACCUGCUUUCCUUAUCUGUCUACUGGGACAAGGAGGAUAAGCACAUUAUUCAGUUUGUGCACGGAAAGGAAGAUCCCGAGGUUCAGCAUAGCAGCUUCAGGCAUAGGGCCCAGCUGCUCAAAGACCAGCUCUUUAAGGGAAAUGCUGUGCUUCAGAUCACAGAUGUGAAACUGCAGGACGAAGGAGUUUACUGCUGCAUCAUCAGUUAUGGUGGUGCGGACUACAAGCGGAUUACUUUGAAAGUCAAUGCCCCGUAUCUCAAAAUCAACCAACGAAUUUCCACGGAUCCAGUCACCUCUGAACAUGAACUAACAUGUCAGGCUGAGGGUUACCCUGAGGCUGAAGUCAUCUGGACAAGCAGUGACCACCAAAUCCUAAGUGGCAACACCAUCAUCACCACAUCCCAGACGGAGGAGAAAUUGUUCAACGUGACCAGCACGCUGAGAAUCAAUGCAACAGCUAAUGAGAUUUUCUACUGCACUUUUCGGAGAUCAGGUUCUGAGGAAAACAGUAGAGCUGAGUUGAUCGUCCCAGAACCACCUGCUGUAUCUUCCACAAAUAAGAGGAAUCAUUUUAUGAUGGUGGGACUCAUCCCGUUGUUCUGUGUUGUGGCACUGGUCCUAUUCUGCCUAAGAAAAGAUGUGAGUGUGAUAGAUGUGGAAAAAUGUAACACCCAAGAUUUGAACUCAAGGAAACAAAAUGAUAUACAAUUUGAGGAGACGUAACCAGUACCAAAACUUGUGAUCUUCAAGCAGGGGUUCUCAGCCCAUGGUUUGGGAGUUUGGGAGUGAAAAGGCUCGUGGGAUGCAGAUGAUGUUGGACUUCAGAGGCCCAAGCACUGGAAAAGGAACCUGGGAAAAGAAGAGAGAGUGGAAGCCAAAGAAAGAUGCAGUAGAAGGGGGAGCCUGGAAGGAAACCGUGGCCCUUCAAGAACGGAGACUGAGCAUUCAUGAAAGAGACAAAAGACACUUCUGAAUGAGGAGCCGGUUGAGAAUCCCUGAAGAAUGGUUAGCUCUUGCAGAAGUGCCCAUCGCCUCCACUCAGUGCCUCCGUGUGUCUUCUGCCCUGUUGACAGUCCCAGCAUUGCAACAGUAUUCAGGUGUGACUUGUUUCUAUUUAUUUUGAGCCUGCGGUGUCUUCUUGUUAGGUAAGUGUGGUUGUGAAUUAUCUCUUUUGAAGCUAUAAUAGCUGUUAAAACGCUGCUACUUAACUGCUUGUUUGGGUUCAGGAAAGCAUAUACUAUUUGUGAGGUGCUUAGUAUCCCCUGUAAGUAUUGUUACAGAUAGGAAGCAUUGGAUUGUAUGGAUCUUAAACUUAUUUAACCGACUCACUAGUUCAGCUGACUUGAGUAAUGUUAUCCUCAAAUUUCAAAGGUCUGUUACAGUGUCGGGUGCAUAUAAAUAUCAGCUUUACAACUGUGUGUACCUUGUUCAUGUAAUCUCAUUUCCAACAACCCUUCAGGAAACCCCUAUUACUGUAUUCAUUUAAUAGCUGAGGAAGCAGAGGGCUUACAUAACAUGUCCAUAGUAGGAAAUAGCAGCUCUCAGAUUUCUUCAACUUACCUCCUGUCCUUCUAGAGUGCAAUUUAUAGCUGUACUUUCAGAAAUUCAUUCAUUCAAAAAAUAUUCAAGUGCCUUUGCAUAUUAUGAGUGCCUUGCACCAUGCUCGGCAUUGAGUGUACACACAAGACAUAAUGUCAGUGGAGUGUACUUACAUGCGUUUAUAAUCAAAGCAAUUUUAGUUACAAGAAAUCAGUAUUUGAGAGAACUGGGGAAAAUAGCUCUUGAAUUCC
Molecule: messenger RNA, 2394 nt
Organism: Fukomys damarensis (Damara mole-rat)
Lineage: Eukaryota; Metazoa; Chordata; Mammalia; Rodentia; Bathyergidae
Gene: Cd274
Product: CD274 molecule
Exons: 8
Coding region: 488-1327 (279 amino acids)
Biological process (GO): positive regulation of T cell proliferation; immune response; negative regulation of T cell proliferation
Cellular component (GO): external side of plasma membrane
Source: RefSeq, a predicted model, not a curated record